CGUAUUGACUCCGCCAUGGCCCUGAGGCGAGUCUUCCUGCUGCGCUCUGUGGCACCACGCGGAGCAGCCUUCUCAACCGAACCGCAGGCCCACGGGCAGCUUCCCACGAGCCCCGGGUCUGUGCGGGGAUGCGGAGCAACCGAGCCUGUGCGGCGCCCUGUGCCAGCCGUGGACUUCACCAACACGCAGGAGGCGUACCGCAGCCGGCGGAGCUGGGAGCUGGUGCGCAACCUGCUAGUGCUCCGCCUGUGUGCGUCGCCAAUGCUGCUGGCACACCACGAGCAGUUGUUCCGUGUUGCCAGGAAGCUUCUAGGGCAGAGAAUGUUCGACAGACUAAUGAAGAUGACCUUCUAUGGCCACUUUGUGGCUGGCGAGGACCAGGAGUCUAUCAAGCCUCUGAUCCGGCACAACAAAGCCUUCGGUGUUGGCUUUAUCCUGGACUACGGAGUGGAGGAAGAUCUGAGCCCCGAGGAGGCGGAGCGCAAAAAGAUGGAGUCAUGCACCUCUGAGGCAGAGAGAGACAACACUGGCACAAAUAAGAGGGAGAAACAAUAUCAGGUCCACCGCGCCUUCGGAGAUCGCAGAGAUGGUGUCAUCAGUGCGCGCACCUACUUCUAUGCCAAUGAAACCAAGUGUGAUGACUACAUGGAAAACAUACUACAGUGCAUCCAGGCCUCAGGUGGAGCCAGUGACGGUGGUUUCUCAGCCAUUAAGCUCACUGCACUGGGGAGACCUCAGUUUCUGCUGCAGUUCUCAGACGUGCUGACCAGGUGGAGACGGUUCUUUCAUCAAAUGGCCGCAGAGCAGGGACAGGCUGGCUGUGCUGCUGUGGACAGGAAGCUGGAGGUGGCGGUGCUCCAGGAAAGCAUCGAAAAGAUGGGCAUCGCAUCCAGGGCUGAGAUCGAGGGCUGGUGCACACCAGAGACGCUGGGAGUGUCUGGCACUGUGGACUUGCUGGACUGGAACAGCCUCAUUGACAGCAGGACCCAGCUCUCCAGGCAUCUGGUGGUCCCCAAUGUGCAGACAGGCCAGCUGGAGCCCCUGUUGUCACUGUUCACUGAGGAGGAAGAACAGCAGAUGAAGAGGAUGCUGCAGAGGAUGGAUGUGCUGGCCAAGAAAGCUAAAGAUGCAGGCGUGCGGCUGAUGAUAGACGCUGAGCAGAGCUACUUCCAGCCGGCCAUCAGCCGCCUGACCCUGGAGAUGCAGCGCAAGUUCAAUGUGGAUAAGCCGCUCAUCUACAACACAUUCCAGUGCUACCUCAAGGAUGCCUAUGACAAUGUGACCAUGGAUAUGGAACUGGCUCGCCGUGAGGGCUGGUGUUUUGGGGCUAAGCUCGUACGUGGUGCAUACAUGGCCCAGGAGCGUGCCAGGUCUGUGGAGAUUGGCUACGAGGAUCCCAUCAACCCUACAUAUGAAGCCACCAAUGUCAUGUACCACAGGUGCCUUAACUAUGUUUUGGAGGAGCUGAAGCACAGCACCAAGGCUGAGGUGAUGGUGGCGUCCCACAAUGAGGACACGGUGCGCUUCGCACUGUGCAGGAUGGAGGAGUUAGGCUUGCACCCUGAUGAUGGCCGGGUGUGCUUUGGACAGCUGCUGGGGAUGUGUGACCAAAUUAGCUUCCCACUAGGCCAGGCAGGCUUUCCUGUGUACAAGUAUGUGCCCUACGGUCCUGUGAUGGAGGUGCUCCCUUACCUGUCCCGCCGUGCCCUGGAGAACGGCAGCAUCAUGAAAGGUGCUCAGCGGGACAGGCAGCUGUUGUGGCAGGAGCUCUGCAGGCGGCUGCGCACCAGAAGCCUCUUCUACCAUCCAGCCUAG
Acomys russatus (golden spiny mouse) is the source of this 1815-nucleotide messenger RNA. RefSeq names its product proline dehydrogenase 1 (gene Prodh). Lineage: Eukaryota; Metazoa; Chordata; Mammalia; Rodentia; Muridae. Gene Ontology annotation, cellular component: mitochondrion. The coding region runs from base 16 to 1815 and encodes 599 amino acids. The transcript has 14 exons. The record is from RefSeq and is a predicted model, not a curated record. Gene Ontology annotation, molecular function: proline dehydrogenase activity; FAD binding.